Messenger RNA from Neogale vison (American mink), 893 nucleotides. It is a transcript of the gene RSL24D1, whose product is annotated as ribosomal L24 domain containing 1. The transcript is spliced from 6 exons. Gene Ontology annotation, cellular component: ribosome; nucleolus. The record is from RefSeq and is a predicted model, not a curated record. The coding region runs from base 68 to 559 and encodes 163 amino acids. NCBI's taxonomy places the organism in Eukaryota, Metazoa, Chordata, Mammalia, Carnivora, Mustelidae. Gene Ontology annotation, biological process: ribosomal large subunit biogenesis; translation. Gene Ontology annotation, molecular function: structural constituent of ribosome.
GUGACCUAGCUGCGUCACUUCCGCUUAAGAUCGGCGUCUGGGCAGUGGGACCUCACGCGGUUUCAAUAUGCGGAUUGAGAAGUGUUAUUUCUGUUCGGGCCCUAUUUACCCCGGCCACGGCAUGAUGUUUGUCCGCAACGAUUGCAAGGUGUUCAGAUUCUGUAAAUCCAAGUGUCAUAAAAACUUUAAAAAGAAGCGGAAUCCUCGCAAGGUCAGGUGGACUAAAGCAUUCCGUAAAGCAGCUGGUAAAGAGCUUACAGUGGAUAAUUCAUUUGAAUUUGAAAAACGUAGAAAUGAACCUGUCAAAUACCAGCGAGAGUUAUGGAAUAAAACUAUUGAUGCAAUGAAGAGAGUUGAAGAGAUCAAACAGAAGCGCCAAGCUAAAUUUAUAAUGAACAGAUUAAAGAAAAAUAAAGAAUUACAGAAAGUUCAGGACAUCAAAGAAGUCAAGCAAAACAUUCAUCUUAUCCGGGCCCCUCUUGCAGGCAAAGGAAAGCAGCUGGAAGAAAAAAUGGUGCAGAAAUUACAACAGGAUGUGGACAUGGAGGAUGUUUCUUAAAAAUCUCACUGUUUCUUUAAGUGUUUUUGAAAAUCUCCUUAGGAGACCAGGAACUUCUAAGUUAUCAAUUUAUAUUUUAAAUAAGGUCACUCAAAUGAAAGGUAAUUAAAAAUACAUCUCUCCUACAUUGCUAUCGUUAUGGCUGUAGGAUUGCAUCUCCAUGUUAAACCUACUGAGAGUUAUAUUUAUGUAAGUCAUGCAAAUUCUCCUUGUAAAUACAAAUGUGGACAUAAAAUGGUCCUGCUGUUUGGAUAGUGGUACUAGGCAGAUUUAUGUGAACUAACAACAAAAUUCAUGGUUAGCAAUAUGUAAAAUAAAUUUUCUUUGCAGUAAA